CACCUUUAAGAGAGCAGAGCGCGUGACGCCCCUCUGAAAUGUCUUGGUAAACUUGUAAAUUGACUUUUUUCAUUACCUCGAGGGACUGAGAUGGCCACGCUGACGGACUGUAUAUAUAAAGGAGAACAGCAUGAACAUACUUAUGCUCGACUGUGGACGCAAAGCGAGCGGACCUGUAACGUUUAAUUGCAACGUUUACGCAAAGGCGCUCUUCUGGAUUUCUGUCUCCUCAAGUGGAUUGCUUUACGAGAAAGAUUGGAAUAUUUAUCUAUUUAUUAAUAUUUAUUUCUAAAAUAAAUAAAUAAAUAAUAAGAAAACGCAUAGGACACACAUACAUUUUAUGUGUGUGUUUGAAUUGAUAUAAUUAUUUUUAAACUGACAUUAUUUUUUACAGUACGCAAAUUCUGUCUGUAAGUAUAAAAACACCUGUCUUGGACUUUAAAGAAGCUCGCUAGUGAUGAUUUUAUGAUUUUUUCCUGAUCUUUUUUUCAUCCCGAUGCCCGCUCUAAUCGCUGUUAUGGAAUCGUUUGAGUCUUUUGUCACCGAGUCCACCGACAUCCCCACACCGGACGAUCCGUUCUCGGGUCCUCUCAAGUCUGUUGCGCCCUGGAAUUACACUUUCCUCGCCUGUCUGAUGUUCAUAGUGACUUCACUGUCUUUAAUAGAGAACUUCACCGUUAUGCUUGUGACGUUUAGAUUCAAACAUUUAAGGAAACCGCUGAAUUACAUUAUUGUAAAUUUAUCUGUUGCUGAUUUUCUAGUUUCACUGACAGGAGGCACUAUAAGUUUUCUAACUAAUGCACGUGGCUACUUCUUCCUGGGCGUCUGGGCGUGUGUGCUGGAAGGAUUCGCUGUCACUUUUUUCGGGAUUGUGGCUUUGUGGUCUUUGGCAAUCUUGGCAUUUGAGCGUUAUUUUGUGAUCUGUCGUCCUCUGAAAAAUGUCCGGUUGGGAGGCAAGCACGCAGCGAUGGGCCUUGUUUUCGUCUGGACCUUCUCGUUCAUCUGGACAAUCCCACCAGUUCUUGGCUGGAACAGUUAUACGGUCAGCAAAAUUGGCACCACCUGUGAACCCAACUGGUACUCGACUGAUUUCUACGACCACACCUACAUCAUCACCUUUUUCAUUACGUGUUUUAUCCUUCCUCUUGGUGUGAUCAUUAUCUCCUAUGGUAAACUUAUGCAGAAGCUCAGAAAGGUAUCGAACACUCAUGGAAGGCUGGGUAGUGCGCGUAAGCCUGACCGAGAGGUGGCGAGGAUGGUCAUUGUAAUGAUAGUUGCAUUCAUGGUUGGAUGGACGCCUUAUGCAGCAUUCUCAAUUACUGUCACUGCCUGUCCCACAAUUCAUAUUGAUCCUCGCCUGGGCUCAGUACCGGCCUUCUUCUCAAAGACUGCAGCUGUAUACAAUCCCAUCAUCUAUGUCUUCAUGAAUAAGCAGUUCAGGAAGUGUCUGAUCCAGAUGUUUAAAGGAAAUGUCACCAAUUUGGACUCCACCAAUCUGAACCAGACAUCUGACAAAGGAGCCAUCACUGCCACAGCAGAGAGUCACCUUGAAGAGAUGUCCACCAUUGCUGCUCGCGUGCCCAUGUCCAUGUACAACAUGGAGAAGAGUGAGGAUGAAGAGGAAGAGUCGGAGCAAAGUGGGAAUGAAGGUCCAAAGCAGCUCUCUUUAUCAGAUAGUCGAGUGUGUCCUUUGUAGAAAAGGGGUAAUCUGACUAAAUAAAUGUAUACAUUUAGUCUAACCUGUUGUCUAACUAAAGCAUAAAUCCUGCAGUUGUUACCACUAUUGGAAUGCAUAUGUUAGAAUGUAUUGUUUGCGUUUUCAAAUGUUCUUUGUUGUUGUUCGUAUUUCUUUAUGUUGUGGCGAUUUGGAGUCUCUGUGUAUCUGUAUACUUGUCAGUAUUGCGUUAUUACCUUACAUAAACAUGAAGGCAAGGCAAUACAUUUCCAUACAGUCCUCUGAACGAAUGGCAUUUGUUUUUCAGAUCUAUCUCCUCUCACUAUUUUGCUGAUUACACACUAGUACCAGUGCAAAUGCUUUUUGUGUGUGUGUGUUGGGGGGGGGGGAUUUAUGAGACAAGCACCGACAAAAACCCCCCAAAAAACUAAUAAUAAUGCAAAAAGUCAAAUAAAAUUAGCUGCUUUUGAAAAUGUAAAUAAUCACCCGCCUACAGCUUGGGACUCUUGCCCCACCUCUGGCUUCUUCUGAUUGGUCUGCUGUUUUGAAAUUGACAUUAAUGAGCUGCUCUUUGUCUCAAAAUCUAAACCUGACCUAAGACGGUCAUUCUAGUGCAUUUUUACAUAAAAAACUAAAUAAUACUUUUAAACGUAAAAGCAUGUCUACACAUCUCAGAAUCUAACAUGCUGCUGUAUGUGACACCAUAACAAUUCAUUUAGGCCUAGUGAACUAAUGGGUCAGACUGCUUUGGCAGUGUAUCUGCUUUGCAAUACAGUAAUAAACCAUGCAAUUAAUGUCCCUUAUCUCAUGGAAAAAGAUCCUCUUCUGACAAUUCAGUUUAUUGUCUAUUGUUGAUUUUUCAGUCUUGUUUUGAGAGUUUUAAUGGAGGAAGAGUGAUCAAAUUGUAUUUGUAUACUUUGGUAUAUGAGUGCUUGUGAGUUAGAAUGAACUGUCUGAAUCUCUUAUUAGGCCAUAUUGUUUGGUGUUUGCUAACAAUUUAUGUCCAAACUGAGUAUUGAUAUCGAUGUUUGUCUGUGGCAUGCCAUGUAAUGUUUUACGUAUGUAUUUAUUUAUCAAUGUC
Molecule: messenger RNA, 2756 nt
Organism: Cyprinus carpio (common carp)
Lineage: Eukaryota; Metazoa; Chordata; Actinopteri; Cypriniformes; Cyprinidae
Product: vertebrate ancient opsin-like
Exons: 5
Coding region: 497-1696 (399 amino acids)
Biological process (GO): visual perception; G protein-coupled receptor signaling pathway
Cellular component (GO): photoreceptor outer segment; membrane
Molecular function (GO): G protein-coupled receptor activity
Source: RefSeq, a predicted model, not a curated record